Penicillium verhagenii is the source of this 795-nucleotide messenger RNA. RefSeq names its product eukaryotic translation initiation factor 3 subunit J. Gene Ontology annotation, cellular component: cytoplasm; eukaryotic translation initiation factor 3 complex. Bases 1 to 795 code for a protein of 264 amino acids. Gene Ontology annotation, molecular function: translation initiation factor activity. NCBI's taxonomy places the organism in Eukaryota, Fungi, Ascomycota, Eurotiomycetes, Eurotiales, Aspergillaceae. The record is from RefSeq and is a predicted model, not a curated record. The transcript has 3 exons.
AUGCCGCCAUCAAAGUGGGAUGAGGAGGAGGAGGAGAGCGUUGCGCCUCCCGUCGUCGCACCCCGCCGCCGAUUCGACGACGAGGAGGAUGAAGAUGUUCUCGACUCGUGGGACGCGGCCGAAGACUCCGAGGUAGAGCGCGAGAAGGCGAAGAAAGCUGAAGAAGUUCUGGCCGCCGCCAAGGCCAAGGCUCUUGCUAACAAGAAAACCAAGGCCCAGCGGGUGGAGGAGCACCGAGAGCAGCGGAGGAGAGAGGGUGAAGAGGAAAGCGACUUUGAUGAUGAGACCGAGGCCGAGAAGCGUGAGCGCCUGCGCCGCCAGGAGAUUGACGCCGAUCUUGCCCACGCCAGCGACCUCUUCGGUGAUGUCGACUUGAAGCGUAACCGUGGUGCCCCCAAGGCCAUCGUCAUUAGCGACAGCGUCGACCCCACCAAAUCCAUCGACUUGUCCGCCAUGCCCCUGUUCAAGCCCACCACCAAGGACCAGUUCGCUCGCCUGACCGACACCCUCAUUCCUCUGAUCACACCACACUCGAAGAAGGCCCACUACUCCCUCUGGGCGCAGGAAUUCACCCGCAGGCUGGUGAAGGAGUUGCCUAGCUCGGAGAUCAAGAAGAUUGCCAGUGCCCUGACCACUGCCAGCAAUGAGAAGAUGCGUGAGGAGAAGUCUUCGGACAAGGGUAACAAGAAGACCAAGGCUGCCAAGACCAAGGUCUCCCUUGUUGCGCAGCGCGAUACUCAGGUUGACAACAACGCCUACGAUGAUGAUGGCCUUGGUGAUGAUGACUUCAUGUAA